UAUUUUACGUUUGAAAGAAGUUUACACAAAUCAUGUUAUUGUUUACCAAUUAAUGGUUUUUUAAAAUUAUAUUACGUAAGAUGAGAGCUACAAGCGUUUAGUUUAGUUGAUCCAAGUGAAAUUAGUUAUUCAAUUAGAUGGAUACAGGAACCAAAUUAGAAUACUACCCCUUUAGCUCCACAAUAAAUCCAAGUUUUUGGCAUAAGUUAACAGAAAUUAAGCUGGAUGUUGACAAAUUGAAUGAACACAAUAGACCCAUUUGGGGCUAUUAUUCUAACCUUAACUUAAAUAAGUGCAAAACAUCUCUAUUCGAAGUGGAUAGUACAUCGUUCAAUGGGCACUAUUCAAACCAGAAAGUCUACAUACCUGUCCUUGGCAUGCUCCUAAACAAAAAUACGAUUGAACAGUUUAAAGAAUGCGAUAAGAAUUCACUCGUUCAGACGGAAGGAAAGAAGUUGUGGGGUGAUAUUAAAAGUGACAAACUACUCACUGAUCCAUUUCGUUUAAACUCAUUUUUAGUGCUCUCAUUUGCAGAUUUGAAAAAAUACCACUAUUACUACUGGUUUUGCUAUCUUGCUCCUACGACAUUGGAAGUGAAAUUACUUAAGAUAACUCCAAUAGAAGACUUAUUUAGUAAUUCGAUAAACGAUCUAGUCACUAGCUAUAAUGAAUUAGACAUUAAGGAAAAGCCAUUUUUCUUAUUGAAGCGACAUUGUGAUGGCCUACAGAUUUUACCACUAAGCCGUAUUAAAGAUGUUAACUCCGCAAAUGCAUCCGACUUUUAUUACGGAUUUUCCGAUCCGUCCGGGUCAGGUCAACAUCCCGGUUGGCCGAUACGUAAUUAUAUCUUAUUAAUAUUGCACUAUUGCCCGUUUUUACAAGGCAGCACUGUGAACCUUUUUGCAUUCCGUUUAAGCAGAAGCGGUGUGACUACUGACUGCUCUCACAGUUUGGUUUUUACCACAGUAUUCCCCUUAGUGAAUCUCGAUGAGUUAAUGGAGAGCGAUACUGCUUGGAUCGGUUGGGAGAAAAACGAACGAGGGAAAUUUGGACCUCGACUUUCAAAUAUGAGAAAUUCGAUUGAUCCGCAAUGUCUGGCGGAAACGGCGGUUGACUUAAAUCUCAAAUUAAUUAAAUGGCAACUUUUACCAAACAUCAAUUUAGAAAAAAUCAAGUGCUCCAAAUGUUUAUUACUUGGCUCUGGUACAUUGGGAUGCUCUGUUGCUCGAAAUUUACUGGCGUGGAGCGUACGUACGAUAACAUUUGUCGAUAACGCACUAGUCUCCUUCUCCAAUCCAGUUCGACAGAACCUAUUCACCUAUGAAGAUUGCCUGGAAAGUAAGACGAAAGCUGACGCGGCCGCACAGAAUUUACGGAAGGUUUUUCCUGGAGUGCAUUCUAAAGGAUACAAUCUUACGAUUCCAAUGCCCGGCCACCCGGUCGGCGAAAUCCUUUUGGAUCAAACGAAAUCUAACGUGGAAACGCUGACCGAAUUGAUUUCCACGCAUGACAUUAUCUUUUUAUUAAUGGAUUCUCGUGAGAGUCGGUGGUUGCCUACACUUCUAGGAACGAUUAACAAAAAGAUUGUUAUAAAUGCAGCUUUGGGAUUUGAUACUUAUCUGGUGAUGAGGUAUGGUAUUAGGUGUGCGGAUACAGCUGAUGAAGCUCUUAGCUGUUCAACAGAGGGUUUCAAGGCAAUUCCUGGUAAUAAACUGGGAUGUUAUUUUUGCAAUGAUGUUACUGCUCCUGGAAAUUCUCUUGCCAAGCGAACCUUAGAUCAACAGUGUACAGUAACCAGACCAGGUGUGUCUGCAAUUGCAAGUGCUCUGGCCGUGGAACUGGCGGUGUCAAUUUUGCAACAUCCUCGUGGAGCAAGUGCUCCUGCAUUUUAUAAAGCUAACAAUCAGGAUUUAGGGGAUGAUUGUGGACCUGAAGAAUCUAUACUGGGUGCUGUUCCUCAUUCUAUACGUGGAUUUUUGUCAAUGUUUAACCAUGUAAUGCCAGCUACAGAAAAAUAUAAACAAUGUGUGGCUUGCUCUGACAUUGUUAUUGCCGAAUAUGAAGCAAGCGGAUUUGAUUUUCUACUAAAGGUGUUUAAUAGCUGUAAGUACUUAGAAGAACUAACCGGCCUUUCAGACAUCCAUAACGAAAUUGGCAACUUGGAGGUGUGGGACUUCGACGAAAUAAAUGAAUCUGAUUAAUGAUAUGCUUAUGGCUAAUUUAUAUAUAUAAUCCAUGGUCCCUGUUUUCUAUUUUGUUACUAGUUUUUUUUUUAAAUUGUUUAGGUCUAUUUAUGUAAGUGUUUCAUUUUUUCCUUUUUAGUACAUGUAUUUGCUGUACGCUACUGUUAUUUUAUUUUGUACUGUUAUUGCACAACUUCAGACUUUUGCCUUUACAAAAUAUGCAGUCAUCGCUAUACCUACUAUGCUAAAGCAAACGAACAUAAUUAAAUUAUUGAAAUAAAAAUGUAUAUUAUU
Messenger RNA from Photinus pyralis (common eastern firefly), 2477 nucleotides. RefSeq names its product ubiquitin-like modifier-activating enzyme ATG7. The transcript has 12 exons. Bases 138 to 2201 code for a protein of 687 amino acids. The record is from RefSeq and is a predicted model, not a curated record. Gene Ontology annotation, molecular function: Atg12 activating enzyme activity; Atg8 activating enzyme activity. Gene Ontology annotation, cellular component: cytoplasm; phagophore assembly site. Gene Ontology annotation, biological process: protein modification by small protein conjugation; autophagy of mitochondrion; C-terminal protein lipidation. Lineage: Eukaryota; Metazoa; Arthropoda; Insecta; Coleoptera; Lampyridae.